AUGCCCGACACUGCAGACUCGCGUCCGUCCGCAACGUUUCGCCUGCCCGCCUUCUCGCCGGAGGAAGCGGAACUCUGGCUGGUGCAGGUAGACUGCGCAUUCGACGUCGCCAACAUCACCGACAAUGCGACCAAAUUCAAGCUGCUGGUAGCGAACCUACCGGUGCACGUAGCCUCCCAGGUACGUGACGUAGUGACGGCCACGCCGCCGUCCUUCACGGACCUGGUGACGGCGCUGCGGUUUCGGCUGGCGCAGUCUCGCGCGUCUCGCCUAGAGACCCUGCUCCGGGACCAGAAGUUAGGCGACCAGAAGCCCACCCAGCUGCUGCGUAACAUGCAGCACAUGCUGGGUAAUUCAAGAGAUGACACCGGCCUCCUGCGGACGCUCUUCCUCCAGCGCCUGCCGCAGACCACGCGCGCUGCCCUGGCCCUCCUGCCAGAAUCGACCGGAAUCGACGACCUCGCCAGCGCCGCAGACCGAUUCCAGGAGGCGUCGCAAGGUGCCGUAGUGGCCGCCGCUGUCGCCCCGCCGGCCAGCCACCCCUGUAACUGUAAGCAGUCGGCAGGGACGGAUCUCUCCGCUGCCGUGGCCGCUCUCACCCCGACCGUCGCGCGGAUGGAGGCAUCGUACAAGAGCCGCCGCGCAGACGUGCGGCGACGCAGCAGGUCCCGCCGGGCACGCCGGCCAGCGACGCCCGGCACGGGCACGGCCCGCGCCGACACUCGGCAGCCGCCGGCAACGGACGGGCUGUGCUGGUAUCACGAGCGGUUCGGCGCUGACGCCCACCAGUGCCGCCAGCCCUGCUCGUGGCAGGGAAACUAG
Messenger RNA from Amphibalanus amphitrite, 822 nucleotides. RefSeq lists its product as uncharacterized. The transcript has a single exon. The coding region runs from base 1 to 822 and encodes 273 amino acids. NCBI's taxonomy places the organism in Eukaryota, Metazoa, Arthropoda, Thecostraca, Balanomorpha, Balanidae. The record is from RefSeq and is a predicted model, not a curated record.